This is a messenger RNA of Scomber japonicus (chub mackerel), 1417 nucleotides long. RefSeq names its product hemojuvelin BMP co-receptor (gene hjv). The record is from RefSeq and is a predicted model, not a curated record. Bases 26 to 1417 code for a protein of 463 amino acids. The transcript is spliced from 4 exons. Gene Ontology annotation, molecular function: coreceptor activity. Gene Ontology annotation, cellular component: plasma membrane. NCBI's taxonomy places the organism in Eukaryota, Metazoa, Chordata, Actinopteri, Scombriformes, Scombridae. Gene Ontology annotation, biological process: BMP signaling pathway.
UCCAGGGUCGUGGUCCGAUCUGGUGAUGGAACCUCGAGCUGCUAUCACACCAAACACAGCGUUACCGUGGAAACGCUGCAUCCACCUGACUCUGCUGCUGGUCCAGCUGAGUAUCCAUGAAGUCGGAGCUUCCUGUCGGAUCCUGAGGUGUAACUCAGACUUUGUGGCAGCGACGUUGGACCUGGGCAGCAGCAGCAGCAGCGGUGCAGGUGGUGCAGCAGGUGGUGCAGGUGGUGCAGCAGGCGGUGCAGCAGCCGUGUCAGCUCUCAGCAGGGAGGCGGUGAACGCUGGUUACUGCAGCGCCCUGCGCUCCUACGCCCUGUGCACCCGGCGGAUGGCGCGGGCGUGCCGCGGCGACCUGGCGUACCACUCGGCGGUUCAGGGUAUCGAGGAUCUGUUGAUCCAGCACCGCUGCCCCCGGGCCGGGCCCACCGUCCAGCCCCGCCUCCAGCCUCAGGGCACGCUGUCAGGUGACUCCUGCCUCUACGAGAAGGGCUUCUUUACCCGGGAGGGCCGGACCCCCGAGUACCUGCACUGCGGCGUGUUCGGAGACCCCCACGUUCGAACCUUCAACAAUGACUUCCACACCUGCGCCGUGCAGGGGGCGUGGCCUCUCGUAGACAACGAGUACCUCUACAUCCAGGCCACCAGCUCGGCUGUGAGGGGCGGGACUCACACCACAGCGCUCACCAAGAUCACGAUCAUCUUUAAGAACUGGCGCCAGUGUAUAGACCAGCAGCUGUACCAGGCGGAGCUGGAUAACGUCCCGGCGGCGUUCGCUGACGGCUCGGUGUGGAGCGGCGAGCGGCGAGGUCACCACAGCCUGCUGGUGUCCACGCAGAGUCCCGGCCGCCACGCCGAGAUCCGCGCCGCUCACAUCGGCACGCUGCUGGUGGUGCGGCAGAGCGGCCGCUCGCUGAGCCUGUCGCUGCGCUCGCCGCGCCGUAUCGUGGCGGCGUUCGGCCCCGAGCAGGACCUGCAGCUGUGCGUGUGGGGGUGUCCCGCCUCGCAGAGACUCAACACCCACCGGCCGCCGCCCGCCUCGCCGCUUCCCGCCGCCGCCGCCCGCGCUCACUGCGCCGCGCUGCUUCCUGCGCAGGACGUUUACUACCAGGCCUGCGUGUUCGACCUCAUCGCCACCGGAGACCUGAACGCCAGCUCGGCCGCCGUCGCCGCGCUGCAGGACGCCCGGGACAUGAUCUCUGACAGGCACAGAGUCCACCUGCCGCCGCCGGCCGCCUGCGCCCCCCCAGCAGCCCCCCCCACACACACACUGGGCCGUUACCAUGGUUACCGCAUCAUAGGACUCGGGGGACAGCAGGAAGUGUGGAUGUCUGCAGGGCCGUUACCGUGGUUACCGGGGACAGGCUGGGACGAGCUCUCAGCCGCCACAAUAAAGCGCUCUUUGUGUGUGUGA